Sporothrix brasiliensis 5110 is the source of this 471-nucleotide messenger RNA. RefSeq lists its product as uncharacterized. The record is from RefSeq and is a predicted model, not a curated record. NCBI's taxonomy places the organism in Eukaryota, Fungi, Ascomycota, Sordariomycetes, Ophiostomatales, Ophiostomataceae. The transcript has 2 exons. The coding region runs from base 1 to 471 and encodes 156 amino acids.
AUGGUGCCUGGUAUAACGACGGGGUCCGCGGUGGUCGAACCCCUUGCCGACGCCAAAGCGCUCGCCACGACGACGACUGCCGACCCAACUGCCAACCCGACUCCCAAGGUCAUCAACGGCCACUACCAGGCACCACAGCACGGUCCCGUCUACGAGGUCUCGCCGACGCCGCUGGGCACCAUCAAAAAGAUGCGCAUCAUCACCAUCGGGGCCGGCGCCAGCGGCAUCAACAUGGCGUACCAGACGAAAAAGCACCUGAAGAACGUCAGCCUGGUCGUGUACGAGAAGAACGCCGACGUGGGCGGCACCUGGACCGAGAACCGCUAUCCGGGGUGCAAGUGUGACAUCCCACAGGCGUUGUACAGCCUGGCACAGGCGCUAAACAUGUCUACACAGGCGUGCACAGGUGUGCACCGUCUACGCUGCCCUGUCUCUUCUGCCUACGCCACAACACCAUAUGCACGGUUAUAA